AUGGCACUUUCAAUUGCAGAUGCCACCAUCCUCCCCGACCCUAUCAUUGGGCCCGUUACAGUAAUUAUCAAUGGAACACUAUACUGCACUGUCAAUGGUGGCCUUGGUGUGAAUGGCUCUGCGACGCCCGCUUUCACUGAUGCUUUGGUGCAGUUGCGAUGCCGUGAGAGAACCGUCGUCGUGGCUAGUGCAAUUACAAAUUCUACCGGAAUGUUUGCUAUCAACUUCAGACCUUCCCCGCUUAUUUUCGUCGGUCUAAUCGGCGGCAGUUGCCAACUACGUGUUGCAACACCUCUCGUCAGAUGUAAUUCAACCCUUCCAUCAGACAGAUUUCUAGUUUCGACAGGCUUGCGUUCACGUGGAACUGCUUUCAGUGGAACUUCAAUCACUGUGAAUAUAGUACCUGAUGGUUUCACACUCAGUGCUCAGAAUUAG
Messenger RNA from Fraxinus pennsylvanica, 435 nucleotides. The record is from the annotation of a GenBank genome assembly. Lineage: Eukaryota; Viridiplantae; Streptophyta; Magnoliopsida; Lamiales; Oleaceae.